AUGAGUCGAGCAAAAACAGGUUUGGUCUUCUGCAUUCUGAGCGCCCUGUUUUUGAUUCUAACGGGAGUUGGCGUCCGUCGAGAGUUUGUUGUGGUGGCGGGUUUGAGUCGGAAUCUUCGUCAAGGAUUCAUUUCCGCGAUGUUAGGUGCCGCAAGCUUCUAUAUACUAUGUGCAGGACUCUGUGUUUUAUAUCUGUAUACGAGGCCACACAGGUCAUUGAACGAUGAGAUACUAGCCACCAACGGCAAAGACCUAGCGCGAAGGGUAAAACAACAGUUGCUGGACCAGCACGGACUGCGUGAGCCGUUACUGACCAAAGGCUCAUUGGUGGAAGCCGUCCGUCAGUCCACCAUCAAACAGGGGAAAAAGUAA
Gregarina niphandrodes is the source of this 372-nucleotide messenger RNA. Its product is annotated as putative transmembrane protein. Lineage: Eukaryota; Apicomplexa; Conoidasida; Eugregarinorida; Gregarinidae. The transcript has a single exon. The record is from RefSeq and is a predicted model, not a curated record. The coding region runs from base 1 to 372 and encodes 123 amino acids.